CGCAGUCUCGCUCUCAGCGCUCGCUCUUUGCAACGCUUUGCUUUGGGAGGGCAUCGGGAAAGCCUAUCCGGUUGACGUGAGGGAAAAGAGCUGAUUUAAGUGAGUGGGGAAAGUAAAUGGGAUGAAAGCUCAAGUCACUAGGUCAGCAGGUCGAACAUUCAAAGCUUCUUAACUGUAGCAGGUGGAAAGAGGAAGAGCUAGAGAAGGAGGAGGAGGAGGCACCCUGGACUCCGCGCGGAGUGUGGAAAGACCUCAGUGGUCUUAUCAUUUACCUGUGCCACAUUCAUUUUGCUCGUUUUCCCUCUGCGUCUUCAUGAUGGACAGAUGGACAGUGUAAAGAAAGCGUCACCAAACAGGGAAAGGCUGCUCCGUACGCACAGAACAAGUGCGCAAAUCUCUGCUAUGAGAAUGGAUAGAGACCGAAAGAGUUGGCACUUCUGGGAGAGCUCGAGUACGGACAGAAGGAGUGCUGUUAGGGCGAUGAUAAGGGAUGUAGAGCGCGGACAGCACUGGACCGUCUUUUUCCUACUCUCGCUUGCGCUGCAGCCGCAGGUUGUGUGUGCGGUGGGCACAUUUGAGGUGCAGAUUCGACAGUGGAUAAACCCUCAGGGCUUUCUACAGAAUGGUCAGUGCUGUGACCCCCAGACCAUUGGGGGGCAGCGCUGUUCAUCAGGUGAUCAGUGUGACACCUUCUUUAAGGCCUGUCUGAAGGAGUACCAAGCUCGGGUUGCACCAACUGGCACCUGUACAUACGGUACUGGGAACACACCUGUCCUGGGUGGCAACUCCCAUACCUUACACCACCACGGAAACGAGGGAAGCGACAGCAGAAAUGGACGAAUUGUUAUCCCAUUUAAAUACGCAUGGCCAAAAUCGUUUUCUCUGGUGAUCGAGGCGCUGGACCAUGACAAUGAAACAUCAGAGGCAGGUAGGGAGGAAUUAAUAGAGCGAGUACUGCUGUCCUCCAUGCUGAACCCAGGUGAGCAGUGGCAGCCCUUCCGGCAUCAUGGCCGCACAUUCACUUUGGAAUAUCGCCUGCGAUUCCGCUGCGACACCAAUUACUACGGCCCACUCUGCAACAAACUCUGCCGAGCACGAGAUGACUUUUUUGGUCAUUUCGACUGUGAUCCUUCUGGUAUUAAGGUGUGUAAGGAGGGCUGGACUGGACCAGAGUGCAGACAAGCGGUGUGUAAGCAGGGAUGUCACAUGGAACAUGGCUCCUGCGAUCUGCCUGGAGAAUGCAAAUGUCAUUAUGGUUGGAAGGGUGAUCUGUGCGAUGAGUGCGAGACGUUUCCUGGGUGUGAUCACGGCACUUGCACUGAACCCUGGAAGUGUGUGUGUGACACAAAUUGGGGCGGCUUGCUCUGUGACAAAGAUCUGAAUUAUUGUGGAAACCAUCAGCCAUGCAAGAACGGUGGUACAUGUACCAACACUGAACCGAACGAGUACCUGUGUGUGUGCCAGGAGGGUUUCCGUGGCCGCAACUGUGACAUCGUGGAGCACGCCUGUCUCUCCUCUCCAUGUGAGAAUGGUGGAACAUGUGUUGAAGACCCAACAGGCUUCAGCUGUGUGUGUGCGCCGGGCUGGACGGGACCCUCCUGUGCCUCUGCAGUGUUGCAGUGUGACUCCAAUCCUUGUGGGCGUGGGGCCACGUGUCAAGAGGCGCCGCAAGGUUUCCAGUGUCUCUGUCCUCCGUUCUGGACUGGCAGAACCUGCCAGCUCGACACUAAUGAAUGUGAGACUGGCGUGUGUGUCAAUGCCCGUUCUUGCCGUAAUCUGAUUGGAGGGUAUUUGUGUGACUGCCUUCCCGGUUGGUCGGGACCAAACUGUGAUGUUCGGAAUAGUAGCUGCCAGGGCUUGUGCCUGAAUGGAGGACACUGUAAGGACUCUCAGUGUGUGUGUUUGCCGGGUUUCUCUGGUAAACUGUGCCAGACAGCAGUAAACGCCUGUGACAGCAACCCUUGUGUAAAUGGAGGGCAGUGUGUGGAGCGUCAGGCUGGCAGAAGCAUGUCGUGCAGCUGCCCGCUGGGAUACACUGGCAGCUACUGUGAGGCGGAACUAGAUCUUUGUAAUCCCAACCCCUGCCCCAAAGGGGUGCCAUGCCAAAGUACAAAAGGAGGCUACAAGUGUGCCUGUCCUGAGGGUUACUUUGGAAAUGAGUGCCUGAGCCUGAAGGAUCCAUGUCAUGAACCCCACUGUCAAGGUGCAGUGUCAGACCCAGGUGGAGGUGGGUUCAGUGUUUAUAUGGUGUUGGUGGGUGUAUUUGCCCUGCUUGUGGCAGGGAGCUGCUCUGUGUGCGCACUACUGCUGUCCCGCUUGCACCGCCGCCAUCGGACCAAAGAGGAGCUACGUACUUCAGCACCUGAGGACAACGCCAUUAACAACCAGCGGCAGUUCUGCACUCUCAUCCGUAACCUUGACCACAGCGUGGCCCUGCUGCCUCCUGCCCAAACAGUGCCCACCUCAGUGCCCAUGCCAGCGCUCUGCAGUGAAGAGAUUGAACUUACACUUCCUCCCUCACCUGCGCCCUCUCCAGCUCUAAAACCAGCCCACGGGCCGAAGCUGGACAUUUGCAACCGUGAACGGGAAAAACUAAACCGUUUCAACUAUGCAGAAAACCAGGAACUGGAGGUGUGACCGCACUUUUACCACUGGGAAGGAACCUGACUUGUGGGUUAGGAGGGUCUGUUGUGGUUGAUGCAUUUUAAUCAACCUCUGCUGGUGAACCUUGACCUCUGAGCUUUGCGUUUUAAGGUUCAAACUGGGAAGGGAAUUAUUGGCACAGGCUGAAGAAACUGACAGGCAGGCAGGGUCCAAAAUAUUAACACACUUGCCAAUGGUGGGUAAACUGAGAAAAUGUAACAGCUGAUCAGUCACGAAACUGUAUUUAUUUUCAUUGAAUUCCAUUAUUGUUGAAUUUGGUUUUAGAAAUGUAUUCUCCUAUUUCAAUUAUUUAACUUUUUUUCUUGAGAUAAAACUGCACUGCUACACUGUUACGCGAGUUGCAACUUAUUUAUUUAGUGGACAAGUUGAUUUUAUUCAUUCGAGGAUCAGAUUAUCAUUCAUAUAAUUCGAUUUAAAACAUUCACCAAUUUAAAACGUCCAAUUUAUUUAGUAGGGCUGGGUUUUGACAAAUUUUAAACAUUUAAUUUGAUUCUGAUUCACAAGCUUUCGAUUCAAUAUUGAUUAUUUUGGAUAUAUUAGGUACAGUACAUGCCAAAUUUUCUCAAGGUAAAAUAUACAUGAGUCAGUUGGUACUACAUUACUAUAUUGAAGGUUAAAAUUAGCUGAUUAUUAUACAAACACUUAAAUUACACUCUAUGAAGUUUUUAGAAUAAUAAUUACAUAAUUAUAUUUCUAUACCAAUUUGUUUUUUUAAAUAUAUAUCAUUUAAAUGGUGGCUUUCAUAAAAACUUGAUGGACUUAUUCAGACAUAAAUUAAACAUUUAAGAACAGUAAAAAAUGAUAAAUAUAGCGAUUACCAGGCUUCAGGCGCUUUAAGCACAUAUGAAACAUUAUGUAACAAGCCUGUAACCACCGAAAUCAGUGAUUUAAAAAAAAAAAAAAGCAUUUUUGGCAAAUGCAGGUAAUUUACCAUAGAAAUAUUAUGUUCUUAACAUUUAUGAAUGUUAUAGCACCAGCUGUGGUCCGAUUCCCUUAAAACUUUGCAUACUUGUUUAGAAUCGCAUGUCGAAUUUUUUGAAGUUUUGAUUUUUCCUUUACGAUUUAUAGGAUUUGGGGUUAAUUUGGACAGGAACGACCCUGUUAUAGCUUCCCAAAGGGUAAAUUUCAACAUUUUUAUAUAUAUUUAUUGACCUAGAGAGUCCAGAAAAUUGUACUGCAGUGUUUUUUCCAGAUUGAGUGAAAAACCAAGGAUUGGAUUAGUUCACAAAAGUAGUUUUUCUCAGACCUCUGGGGCUGUGAGUCAAACAGGCCCAACAAGUUUUAUUCCAAUCACCCUCCUUUAACAUUAUCUAAUAGGUGCUCAAACUUCAUCAGCCAAUGGUGGCCAUGUUUUUUUUUUUGAGUUACGUGAAUGUCCUUAUAGACACAUGCGACACAUUUGACCAAGACCGUGCACAACAAUUUCCAUGUUGAUAAGAUUUGACGUUGAUGAUUUUUUUUUUUUUUUUGGAUAAUUAUUGAUAUUUGCCCUCCAGAAAAUCUUUCUGCACUGGUCUGGUUCCAAUCGGGCGAAAAACCUAGCACUAGUUUGCAAAAGUAGUUUUUUGUUUUUUUUCAAAAAAUCCAAAAUACACAAAAAUUUCACCAGGCUCACAAUUGAAUCUGAGGCGUGUUUUACAACAUAAGACACUUGAAUCUGCGACUGACGGUUUAGGAGUUAUGAGCGAUUUCAUACCUUUGAGCACUGUAGCGCCCCCGUAAGGCCGAUUGGGACAAGCCUUGGUGACGUUGUCGCAGUGUGAGUACCACCAUCCCUCCAAGUCUCUACGACUUCUACAACGGUCUGCACGAUCAGUUUUUUGUUGAGAUUGCUGAUUCUUGGCCAUUCUAACAAUUACAAUAGCGUUUCAGCGCUACGUGCUUGAACCCCUAAUGAAUAUGUUAUAUGCCGUAUAUGUUUAGCAAAAUGCUGCUCUUUAGAGUUCAUUUUUCUAGCUGACUAACAAGUUUGGUCACCGAAUUUGUUUUUUCUGAGGUAAAUGUGACGUUUCGUGACAUUGUUUACAAGCUGUUAUAUUGAUGUCUUUUGCGCAGUUAAAACACUGAUUGAGCGACUACAUGAGUCAGCAUAUGGGUUUCGGAAAGUUUUACUCUUUCUUUUAACAUAUUUUUUAGAUGUUUAUUCAUGUUUAUUUAGUGCUGAAACUGGUAUUAAAGCAGAGGAGAUGUUUAGGUCCAUUUGCCGCUGACGCUUUUCUUGAACUAAGGCACUACAGCAUUCUGUCACUCCAUAUUAAACAGCGCCAAAACGGCAUUUAAAAAAUAAAAUGGACAUCAUUUGAAAUCUGACACUUUCUUUCGCAUCAGAAGUAGCAAAGCACAAAGCUUAUUGCGAUUUACUGAAUAGGAGGUGGGCUACAAUGGUCCGUUCAUUAACUGAGAACAUGCUAGACUAGUUGAUUAUUGGGAUUUAAUAACUGAUAUCAUUUCUUAAAAAGGAGAAUCUAUUAGAAUUGAUAUAUAUAUAUAUUAUUAUUAUUUUUUUUUUUUCCCAGCACUAUUAUUUAACCCAAAAGCAUUUUAUGCACAUUUUGCACUUGGCGAGUGUUCAUUUUGGACCCUGACUGGUUUCUUGAAAAAUGUGUUUGAAAGAACGGCAAUUCAGCUUCUUCGAAUCCUGGAUAUUUAAGUGUAUUUUAUUGUGUUUACACUUGUGCCCUAUAUAUUUGUACACAUUUGUGUGAUUGUAGUGUGCGUGUGUUUGUGAGCGUGUAAGUCUUUAUGUAUGACUGUGUUUGUGGACGGUUUGCCAUAAAUUUCCACAAAGCCAUGCACAUUAUCGCAACUCCCUGACUUUUUGAUACUUCUGUAAAAGCAGUAUAGACUAUUUGUGUUCAUGACUGACAUUUGAAGGAAUUAUGAAGAAAGAUAGCAGCGCUGACCGAAAAAGUGCCAGGUGACAUCCUUAAAAAUCUCACUAAUUAUUGCCUGUCGUGUUGGAGAUGUACAAGAUGUAUGAUUUUUAUAAUACUUGGAUGUAUAUAGCGCCAUUGUACAUAUUUUGUACAUAUCAAUUUUUGCCAUUUUUGUAUGCUGACUGACUCCUUGGAAAAAUAUCGCCAUUUCAAUUUCCUGUUUUCACCCUUUUCACUCAGACGGUAUUUGCCGCAAGAUCGAAUUGUAAUUAAAGUGCAUUUAUCAACCAAAGCAUGUGUUUCUGUGCGUGUAUGCAUCAACAUUAACGGUAUUGUACAGCAUUUGGUAUAUCAGGGUGUGCGUGCUUGGUAUUCUUGUUCUGUAUUACUCAUGCUUCCCUAUUGUCUAAUUGCCAUUUGGUAAGCAGUGUGAAGUCAAUAAAACGAAAUUUGGU
Molecule: messenger RNA, 5995 nt
Organism: Labeo rohita (rohu)
Lineage: Eukaryota; Metazoa; Chordata; Actinopteri; Cypriniformes; Cyprinidae
Product: protein jagged-1b
Exons: 14
Coding region: 325-2637 (770 amino acids)
Biological process (GO): establishment or maintenance of epithelial cell apical/basal polarity; multicellular organism development; heterophilic cell-cell adhesion
Cellular component (GO): plasma membrane; protein-containing complex
Molecular function (GO): calcium ion binding
Source: RefSeq, a predicted model, not a curated record